Phytophthora nicotianae INRA-310 is the source of this 858-nucleotide messenger RNA. RefSeq lists its product as hypothetical. The coding region runs from base 1 to 858 and encodes 285 amino acids. NCBI's taxonomy places the organism in Eukaryota, Oomycota, Peronosporomycetes, Peronosporales, Peronosporaceae. The transcript has a single exon. The record is from RefSeq and is a predicted model, not a curated record.
AUGGUAUUUCGUUUCUCUGAGGACAUUGACAAGGAGCUCAUGCGCGAGGCUAUCAAGCAGAAACCAUACACCGCCAAAUACGGAGAGGCUGCUGCAGUAUGGGUUCAAGUCGCGAAGUGUGUGAGUGCUGCUGUCAAGGUUAGUCUAGUCGAUAAACAGGUACAGGAUCGCGUGCGACUGUUGAAGAAAAACUGGUCGGCGGGUGAGCUUCGUGCAGCUUUAGGCAGUGGUAUCGAGGAGGCAAGAAAUGCUACCAACGAACAGAGUCACUAUGACUCCUUACCUGGCCUAGUAGGGCAGUAUGUGUCUCUAGAAAAGGAUUUCAAGGCCCAAAAACAGUCGAACAAGGAAAAGAAGCAAGCUGAAGAAGCUCAAACUAAUCUCUGCGCUUCUCAAAUUGUGUCAGACGCUAUUACGCGCCGAGCUCGUCGGGGGGAAAACAUACUAUCAAGCGAUGCUUCUUCAGAUAGCGACGAUGGCACUGCUUCGGUGGCGUCUACUCCGUCAGUUAGCUCAAUAUCAACUCCAGGCAAAGUUCCAGCAGGACGCCGAAAAAGUGUUUUUCAGUUGGAAGUUGACAGGCAAGAGAAACGUAUUCGGCUCGACGCUGAGAUGCGCCGCGAGCAGUUUGAUCGACAAAUGCAAUUGCAGCAGCAGCAGCAUGCAGAACGACUAGCAUUCGAAAGAGAGCAACACGAAAAUCGCCUAGCAUUUGAGCGAGAGCGAGAAAGAUCUCGUGAGCACACCGAGGAACGCCUUAACAGGGCACGUGAAGAAGCUGAGGAGCGAAACAGACAGCUGAUAUUGCAAUGCGUCACGAUUUUCAGCAAGUCACUCAAUAGUAGUGACAAGAAGUAG